AUGUUACCUGUGAAAAGUGCAUUGAGUCAGGGAAGAACCAUUAUAACAAUGCCCAUGGGUAGAAUAAUCACCAAGAUACAACUUCGAAAUAGAACUGCAUUAAUUUGGAACCGAGGAUUUUCUAGCAAAAGUUUGGUACCUCAAAAGCAUCGUAGUGAUGAAUUUGCUCGACCACCGCAAAAUUCAGAGGUAAGAGUUCGCAGUUCCAUGAUAAAAUGGGCAGUCUUAACAAGUGUUACUAUUGUAAUAGGUACCAUUCUGUUAAGGGCUCAAAAUGAAAAACAAAGAUUGGAGGAUGUUGAAGAAGAAAAGGAAUCCAUUAAGAAAAGGCAACGUAUUAGAAUCUUUGAUAAUAACUGGUUAUUUUUCUGUUAUUCUACAUUGCCAUUAAAUGCAAUUUCACGUCUUUGGGGCCAAGUAAACUCCUUAACAUUGCCCCUGUGGAUGAGACCUUGGGGGUACAAAUGUUAUUCGUAUAUGUUCGGUGUCAAUCUAGAUGAAAUGGUUGAUCCUGAACUAACUCAUUAUGCCAAUUUAUCGGAAUUUUUUUAUCGAAACAUAAGACCUGAGUGCAGACCUAUUGCGCCUGGUACAAGCGUAAUUGCUUGUCCGAGUGAUGGUAAGGUCUUACAAUUGGGUGUCAUAGAUUCAGAAAGGGGCGAGAUCGAACAGGUUAAGGGUUUAACUUACUCGAUUAAAGACUUUUUAGGUACUCAUUCACGUCAAGGUGUUUCAAGAAGCUCAUCAACAAUCGAUCUUUCAUCUGAGGAAGACAAACAUAGAGAAUUUGCCAAAGUGAACAAUUUCCAAAUUAAAGGUCCAGACGAUGAUCAUCCGAUUACCAUUAGAAAUGAAGGAGAUAAAGCAGUCGAGCAGCCUUUCUUACCUGUUACUAAAACUCUGAAAUUAUUAAGUGAAUUAUCAAUAACUACAACUCCUUUGAAAAAAACUUUCCAGGAACCAAUAGACACUGAAUUGUACUACGCAGUGAUUUAUCUGGCGCCUGGUGAUUAUCAUCAUUUCCAUUCGCCUGUUGAUUGGGUCUGUCAAGUACGUCGUCAUUUCCCUGGUGAUCUCUUCUCGGUGGCACCGUAUUUCCAACGUAAUUUCCCCAACCUUUUUGUGUUAAAUGAAAGGGUGGCUACAUUGGGCCAUUGGACCCAUGGAUUUUUUAGCAUGACCGCUGUGGGCGCUACUAAUGUCGGUUCUAUCAAAUUAAGCUUUGAUAAAGAAUUGGUUACUAAUAUGAAAAGAAAUAAACAUGCAGAACCUUACACCUGUUAUGAGGCAACCUAUGAUAAUUCCAGUAAAGUAUUAGGUGGUAUGCCUCUUAUUAAAGGUGACGAAAUGGGUGGGUUCAUGUUAGGUAGCACUGUGGUUCUCUGUUUCGAAGCUCCUAAAGAUUUUAAAUUUAGCAUUAAUGUGGGUGAUCAAGUUAAGAUGGGACAAAAAUUAGGCGCUCCAGAAAAAUGA
Molecule: messenger RNA, 1473 nt
Organism: Zygosaccharomyces rouxii
Lineage: Eukaryota; Fungi; Ascomycota; Saccharomycetes; Saccharomycetales; Saccharomycetaceae
Gene: PSD1
Product: phosphatidylserine decarboxylase 1
Exons: 1
Coding region: 1-1473 (490 amino acids)
Biological process (GO): phosphatidylethanolamine biosynthetic process
Cellular component (GO): mitochondrion
Molecular function (GO): phosphatidylserine decarboxylase activity
Source: RefSeq, a predicted model, not a curated record